This is a messenger RNA of Didymella exigua CBS 183.55, 1323 nucleotides long. RefSeq lists its product as uncharacterized. The transcript is spliced from 2 exons. The record is from RefSeq and is a predicted model, not a curated record. Bases 1 to 1323 code for a protein of 440 amino acids. Lineage: Eukaryota; Fungi; Ascomycota; Dothideomycetes; Pleosporales; Didymellaceae. Gene Ontology annotation, molecular function: hydrolase activity.
AUGCCUGGAAGCCGACCAAGAUGGAUGCUGCAUGUGCAGGCCGUGUUUUGGAGGUUUCUCAUGGGGAUUGGCAUGUCUCUCCACAAAAUGGCACGACCUCGGCCUUCUCGACCUGCGUUUCACCGAGACAUCGACGCGACUAUUUCACCCAUCAAAGGCCAAUUUCGAAUACAUUUCUACGUACCGAAGGACUACAAGCGCUAUAAAAAGCUCAAGGGGAGUAAGAAGUAUCCUUGCGUCAUCAACUUUCAUGGCGGAGGCUUCGUCCUAGGAACAGCGCACGACGAUGCGCGCUGGUCGAAUAUCGUGGUCAAGGAGGUCGGCGCAGUCGUUGUGUCUGUCGCAUAUCGCCUCGCACCCGAAUACCCAUUCCCCACAGCCGUUGAAGAUGGCGCGGACGCAAUACUAUGGCUUGCGCAAAACGCAGAAGAGCUCAUGCUCGACCCUGACCGCUUUGCAGUGUCAGGCUUCUCGUCUGGAGGCAACAUGAGCUUUACAGUACCCUUAUGCCUACAGGGAGAGCUAUUCGACCGCGACCAAACUGGCGCAUCGAUCAGAGACGGUCGUGCGGGUAGUGUACCAAACGCCGUCAUCCAGCCUCCACCGACUGCCAACUCAACUAAUACAGCGCAAAGCUCCAGCUCGCGCAUACCGCUCAUACGGCAGCAAUCACGUCUCGACCGGAUCGCCAUGAUGCGCCAGACCGGUGCCUCUUCGCUGUCCCUAGUCACAUCAUACAAAGAAGGGCCAGCUGUGUCAGUGAUGACAACAGCCAACAACAGAGUUGUCAAGAUCAGAGGCAUAGUCUCCUUCUACCCACCCACCGACUACACAGUAACCCGCGCCCAACGCCGAGCCACAUGCGCACGCGCCGACCAGAACCUCCCCGCCGUCUUCACCGAGCUCUUUGACGACUCGUACCUCCAACCGCCCUCGCUCGACCUCGCACACCCCUGGCUCAGCCCCGGUCAGGCACCGAUACACAUGCUUGAAGCGUUGCCAGAUGAUAUCGUCAUGUUUUGCUGCGAGUGGGACAUGCUGCUCGCCGAGGGUGAGCGGUUCAGGGAUAAGCUGCAGAAGGACCUGGGGAAGCGCGUACACUACCAUUGUGUGCCUGGCGUACCGCACGGCUGGGAUAAGGCGCCGAAUCCGCUUAGAGAGUCACCAGGCGCGAGGCAGCAGUAUAUGGUUGCGUGUAAGGAGCUGAGACGCAUGUUUGAGAUUGAUGAGGACGAGGAGGAAGAUCAUAAACAUGCGGAUCUGCCGUGUAGGAAGUAUCAUAAGAGUGUGGAUAUGGGGAAGCUGCAGGUGCCGCCGAGUUGA